Molecule: messenger RNA, 4578 nt
Organism: Liolophura sinensis
Lineage: Eukaryota; Metazoa; Mollusca; Polyplacophora; Chitonida; Chitonidae
Product: structural maintenance of chromosomes protein 2-like
Biological process (GO): chromosome organization
Cellular component (GO): chromosome
Molecular function (GO): protein binding; ATP binding; ATP hydrolysis activity
Source: RefSeq, a predicted model, not a curated record
AUCUGCGUGUCACUUUUCUCAGCUUGUUACGCUUUUACGUGGUAUUGAACCAGAUUGCCAACCCAACCUGUGGGAGCCGCCAUCUUGUACAAGCCGGAUGUUUAUAUGACGCAUGCGCUCUUACAUUUCUACGAUUUAAGCGCCAGAUUCAGUUGUAAAAUCGAACGAUAAUGAAAAGUUAGUGCUUGUCUUAUACGACUAAAAAUGCACAUCAAGUCAAUAGUCAUCGAUGGAUUCAAGUCCUACGCCCAGCGUACCGAAGUCAAUGGAUUCGACCCCUUGUUCAACGCAAUUACUGGAUUAAAUGGGAGCGAAUCCAAUAUUUUGGAUUCGAUCUGUUUCCUGCUGGGAAUAUCAAAUCUAACACAGGUACGAGCAAGCAGUCUGCAAGAAUUGGUGUAUAAAAGUGGCCAAGCUGGAAUAACCAAAGCAACCGUUAGCAUCACAUUUGAUAACAAAGACAAGAAGCAAAGUCCACUGGGCUAUGAACAACAUGAAGAAAUCACUGUUACACGACAGGUUGUGGUUGAAGGACGGAACAAAUACCUAAUUAAUGGCAGUAAUGCCAACAAUACCAGGGUACAGGACUUGUUCCGCUCUGUACAGCUCAACGUCAACAAUCCUCACUUCCUGAUCAUGCAGGGUAGGAUCACCAAGGUCAUCAACAUGAAGCCUCCAGAGAUUUUGUCUAUGAUCGAAGAAGCAACAGGCACCAGGCUGUACGAAAGUAAAAAGGAAGCCGCCCAGAAAACAAUUGAGAAGAAAGACAUGAAACUGAAGGAGAUUGACACUAUAUUGAAGGAAGAAAUUUCACCUACACUGACCAAACUGAAGGAAGAGAGAUCCUCAUAUUUGGAGUACCAGAAAGUAAUACGAGAGUUGGAGCACCUUAACAAACUGGACAUUGCCUACAGAUUUGUUCGUGCUGAGGAAACUUGGAAGAAGUCGGCUACUAAAUUGACAGACAUGGAGGAGUCUAUCAAAGCCUUCCAAAGUAAAAUGAUUGAGGGUGAAGAGAAAAUCAAAGAGUUAUCAGUUGUGAUUGACGAACUAGAGAGGAAAAGGGAUGAGGAAACUGGCAGUGUAUUGGUCGAGCUGGAGAAUAAACUGAAAGAGCAGCAAACCAUGGACACCAAAGCCUCAUCGGCAGUAGACCACAAGAAGCAGGCUCUGAAGGAUGAGGUCAAGAAACAGAAGAGCAUCAUAAAACAGGGAAAUGAGGAUAAAGCUGCCCUGGCAAACAAAGAGAAAGAAGUGGAAAAGAUUCGUUCUGAGGUAGAGAAAUUGGAGAAACAGAGCACAAGUGACCAGGAGGCACAUACUGCUGCUCAGAAACACUACCAGGCUGUGAGCUCUGGUCUCUCCAGUAAUGCUGACGGUGAAGAUGCCACUCUGAAUGACCAGCUCAUGGCUGCCAAGAAUGAUAUAAGCAAGGCUGAGACAGAAACAAAGCAAACUCAAAUGAGGUUAAAACACGCUCAUCAGGAGAUCAAAAAGAAAGAGGCAGAGUUGAAGAAGACAGAGCAGGACUAUAAGAAAGACCUGGCUGCACAGGAAGCUGUGGAGAAAAACAUGGAGAAGUUACAGACUGAGAUGAAGAAACUAGGCUAUGAGGAUGGGAAGGAAGAGAGUUUGUCCAGUGAGAGACGUUCUCUCAGUCAGGAGGUACAACAGCUCAAGGAGACACUGGACCAGCUAGAGGCCAGAUUUCCUCAGCUGCAGUUUGACUACAGAGACCCAGAGAAGAACUUUGACAGGAGUAAGGUGCAUGGGCUGGUGUGUAAACUGGUGAAGCUGAAGCAACCUCAGACUGCAUUAGGGCUGGAAGUGGCUGCUGGGGGCAAGCUCUAUAACGUGAUUGUGGACACAGAAGUGACAGGGAAGAAGCUGCUGCAGAAGGGAGAGCUGAGGAGACGCUACACCAUCAUCCCCCUAAACAAGAUUGCUGGCCGAUCCAUUAAUGCAGAGACAGUCAAACGAGCAGAGAGUUUGGUGGGCAAAGAUAACGUGAACACUGCACUUUCCCUGAUUGGCUAUGAGAAGGACCUACAACCUGCAAUGGAGUUUGUGUUUGGAUCCAGCUUUGUCUGCAAGGAUAUGAACAUUGCAAAGAAAGUAACUUUUGAUGACAAAAUCAUGAAGAAAUCUGUCACCCUGGAUGGAAAUUCUUUUGAUCCUGCUGGCACUCUUACAGGAGGUGCCCGUGCUCAGACUGCUUCCAUUUUGACCAAACUACAAGAGCUGGUGGAAGUAGAACAGAAGCUGAACAGUAAACAGGAGCAGCUGAAACAAGUGGAAAAAGAACUGUACUCACUGAAGACUGUGGCUGACAGGUAUGGGCAGCUGAAGCAACAGUACGAGCUGAAGGUCCAUGAGGCCUCACUGGUUAAGUCACGCCUAGAGAAGAGCACCCACCACCAGCAGCUUGAAGAGGUUAAUGCUCUCAAACAGUCUGUAGAGGAGCAAAAGGAGAUUUUGUCAAAUGCUGAGGAAGUGCAGAAAAAGGCCAAGGACAAACUGAAGGACCUUCAGGACAAGCUAAAAAAUGCCAAAGCUCUGCGAGAAACUGAACUGAAGAGAGCUGAAGAGGAAGUCACGAAGGCCAAGAAAAAGCUGGAACAGUCUAAUAAAGAGACCAAACUAAAACAACAGGAGAUGGAAAGUUUGCGCCUUGAAAAAGAAGAGCUGGAGAAAGACAUUGCUAAUGGUGAGGAGCAGCUGAAGACUGUUGAGGAGGCAAUAAGAGAGUAUGAGGAGCAGAUCCCCCAGCUGCAGCAAGCUUCCUCAGAGACAAAGAAGGCUGUGAAGGAUGCCCAGGCUGAGGUUAAUGCACAGAAAGACCGAUUAAAAUCAUGUAACAAGGACAUUAGCGAUAAAAUAAAUGAAACUAAAUCUCUUCGCAAAGACAUUGGGGCCUCUGAGGUGAAGAUACAAGAUUUAAAACACAAACUUAAGGAAGAGUCUCAGAAGCUGGUGCUCAGAUUGAGGGAUUUAUUGAAGAGAUAUGACUGGAUUGUGGACGAGAAGAAAUAUUUUGGUCAGCAAAACACAGCAUAUGAUUUUGAGACAAACGAUCCAAAGGAAGCUCAGCGGAGAAUUCAGAAACUACAGGAGACAAAGAAAAAGCUGUCUACUAGUGUGAAUAUGAGAGCCAUGAACAUGCUUGGCAAGGCAGAGGAACAAUACAAUGAUCUGAUGAAGAAGAGGAAGAUUGUGCUGAAUGACAAGAACAAAAUCGCAGCUGUCAUUACUGAACUGGAUAAAAAGAAGAACGAAGCUUUACAGAAAGCAUGGGAACAAGUUAAUAAGGACUUUGGUUCAAUAUUCUCCACUCUGUUACCGGGCACCCAAGCCAAGUUGUCUCCUCCUGAGGGUCAGACUGUUCUUGAUGGACUCAUAGUUAGUGGCUUCGGAGACGUAUGGAAGGAGUCGCUCCACGAACUGAGUGGAGGCCAGAGAUCUCUGGUGGCCUUGUCCCUAAUCUUGGCCAUGCUUCUCUAACCUGCCCCUAUAUACAUCCUGGAUGAGGUGGAUGCUGCCCUGGACCUCUCCCACACACAGAACAUCGGCCAGAUGAUCAACUCUCACUUCAAACACUCACAGUUCAUUGUGGUGUCUCUCAAGGAUGGAAUGUUCAACAAUGCCAAUGUAUUGUUCAAGACCAAGUUCAUUGAUGGGGUGUCCACGGUGACACGCUACGUACAGCAUCAUACCUCCAAAAGCAUAUCUUCAUCAGUUAGUGGAGAGGAAAAUGAGAACGCAGCUCGCAAAAAGAAAACAUCUUCCAAAAGAGCCAGAUUACAGAGUGGAGCAGUUUAAUUUCUGGAGUUUGACUUGAUAUGAAACAGUCCUGUGUAAUUUUAAAAUCAGACAAGGAAAUUCAAGGUGGAUAAAGGAAAUGUGACAAAUAACAAAAGGGGGUAAUCCGCGGAAUAGAUGCAGAUAAUGGAGAUAAACUGAGGAGGCUUUCUUGAGUUACAAUCAGUUGUGCACAGUAUCAAUGCCUGGCUUGCAUGUCUUGUACACAUACAGAGAGUUGAUCGUCACUUUCAUAUUACAUCAUCCAAGAACAGGUGAUGCCAGCAAUUGUUGACAUGUAGGACAUAAAUCAUGCUGUACUAUCAAAUGUUUUUAUCAACAAUUCCAGCAAAAUUACCCCUACCUGACAUCCUAUUUGCCUCAUUCAGUGUCAUUUCAGGAAUGUUUUUCAUGUGACAUCAGGUAAAUUGCACACUGCUUUCUCUCCGAACUGGAAUAGUUUUUUUUAAAUGUAUUCAAAUGUAUUUAAUACUGAUGAUGGCAAUGGAAAUGUUUAUAGUUAUCUUUAGUACUGUGAGAAAUGGCAGCAUCACCUAGUUAAGCUGAGUAAAAGCAGCACAAAUAGUGAAAUGGGCAAAAUUUCCAAGUACAGUAUGUUUUUAUGGAGGUCUGAUUGCAGGCGUCCAUGCAUGUAUCAAACUCUGCAGUGUAGAAAUGUAGAAUUUUUAGUUUUGUAAAAAGACCUAAAGCACCACAUACAUCUUUGCUACAUCUAUCACUCUAUCAUACUUCUCUCACUUUCUCUUUUGUACUUUGAAU